Hydra vulgaris (swiftwater hydra) is the source of this 1230-nucleotide messenger RNA. RefSeq lists its product as uncharacterized. Lineage: Eukaryota; Metazoa; Cnidaria; Hydrozoa; Anthoathecata; Hydridae. Gene Ontology annotation, biological process: 3'-UTR-mediated mRNA stabilization; positive regulation of translational initiation. Gene Ontology annotation, molecular function: mRNA 3'-UTR binding; translation activator activity. The record is from RefSeq and is a predicted model, not a curated record. Gene Ontology annotation, cellular component: cytoplasm.
GGAAUUGCAUAUAUAUGAUUGUAAAGUUUAUUUAUAAUUUUUAUCAUGUCUAAUGAAAUGACAAACAUUCAUAAAGAAAUUCUUAUUCCGAACCGUGUAUGCAUUAGAGGUUUGGAUUCCGUAACUAAAGAGGAAGACUUGAAUAAUAUUUUUCUUAAGUUCGGAACAAUCAUUGAGACUAAAAUAAUUCGAGAUAUAUGCAACGGUGAAAGUCUAGGUCUUGGUUUUAUCACAUUUGAUAGUCAGAGAGUGGCCGAACACGUAGUAUCUACAUGUAGUACAAUGGAAAUAAAUGGAAAAGAAGUUUUUAUCCUUCCAGCAAAAAUUCAACGAAUUCGUAAACCUAAAAGUUCUCCAUCUAAUUGCUCUUUUAAUGCAUAUAUACCUGAUCCAAAUGAUACUUAUCUUAGUUUGAAUCGCCCGUUAACAUCUUUGCAUAUAGUUCCUACGUAUCCAAUAGAGAAUGAAGUUUUUUAUAAAAACGGUGAAGGAUACCCUGUCAAAAACAUUCAUAAAGACCGUUGCUUUAACUUGGCAAAUCUUCAUCAUCCUUUUGAAGUAAUAGACAAUGCAUGUAAUCCAAAUUGCGUACUACCUGUUUACAUACCUAACUAUGGAAUGCCGUUUUUAACCUUAAAUGGAAAUUCUAUACAUACUUCAACAAAUCAAGUUCAUGGCCAUGUGCUUAAUGGACGCGAGGAUAUUAGUUUUAAUGGAAUUCAUUUGCAAAAUGGUAUAUCUUUUAUUCCCCAAGCAGCACCAUCAGUGUCUGACCAUUCACGUCGAAACGUGAAUAAUAUUUUAAAUGGAGCAUCCUCGCCUAUCAACAACACCGGUAUAUCUAGAGUAAGUUGCAGUUCUCCAAUUAGUCCAGCACUUGCUCCUCCUCCAACGUUUUAUCGAUUGCCAUUUGUAUCAAAUAAAAUUGUUGAAGAAAAUAGUACUCACUCUAAAAAAGAAAAUGUAACGUUUACAAAUCUAGUAAAUUUUAGCGAAUAUUCACCUUCUAAAUACACGAGUGUUCAAGAUGCUGUCUCGUCAUCAAAAUACUCUAAUGUCCAAGAUGUUAUCUCUUGUGGAAACCAACAUAAGGAGCAGAAAGUUUAUUUUAUUGCUGCAGCCCCUGGAAAAGUGAAAAGAGUGGUUGUUAAUUAGCUUUUUUUUUUUUCUUUUCAAAAAUUUAAAACUUUCAUUUCUUUUUUUAAAAUUUGAUUUUACUUUUUGUACAGG